Molecule: messenger RNA, 2035 nt
Organism: Rhododendron vialii
Lineage: Eukaryota; Viridiplantae; Streptophyta; Magnoliopsida; Ericales; Ericaceae
Product: cyclin-dependent kinase D-3
Exons: 7
Coding region: 278-1537 (419 amino acids)
Biological process (GO): positive regulation of transcription by RNA polymerase II; protein phosphorylation
Cellular component (GO): transcription factor TFIIH holo complex; nucleus; transcription factor TFIIK complex
Molecular function (GO): cyclin-dependent protein serine/threonine kinase activity; ATP binding; RNA polymerase II CTD heptapeptide repeat kinase activity
Source: RefSeq, a predicted model, not a curated record
CACGUGAAUUAUGUGAGUGAGGUCCAAGCUCGUAAGUCCAAACAACGGAUACAGGUCCAGCGACCCAGGAGAAAUAGCCGUUUUGCCUUCCCUACCCUCGGCGUUAGACCUCGCCCCCUACUCUCUCUCAAUCGGUAAUCCAUGGAGGAAUUCCAGCAUCCUACGAAUUCUUCUCGGCCCAUAACGAGUCUUCCAUUGGAUAGUCGCUUCUGAACCCAUUAAUUAGGCAAAGAACACCACUACGUCGUCAAAACAACCACAAUUUGUUACGAGGGUAAUGUCUGAAGUAGAUCACUUACUGUCAAAGAAGGUCGCCGAUCGGUACCUGAAGCGUGAAGUCCUCGGCGAAGGCACUUAUGGAGUUGUCUAUAAGGCCAUCGACACUAAGACGGGACAAACAGUUGCAAUUAAGAAAAUCCGGCUUGGAAAACAGAAGGAAGGAGUCAAUUUCACAGCUCUAAGAGAGAUUAAAUUGCUGAAGGAGUUGAAGGAUUCCAAUAUAAUUGAGCUGAUAGAUGCAUUCCCGCAUAAAGGGAACUUGCAUCUUGUGUUCGAGUUCAUGGAGACAGAUCUAGAAGCUGUCAUUCGGGAUAGAAAUAUUGUCCUUUCACCUGCUGACAUAAAAUCAUACCUUCAAAUGACUUUGAAGGGACUCGCUUUCUGCCACAAGAAAUGGGUCUUGCAUAGGGAUAUGAAACCAAACAAUUUGUUGAUAGGGCCUCGAGGACAGCUAAAACUUGCGGAUUUUGGUUUAGCUCGUAUAUUUGGGAGCCCAGAUCGUCGGUUCACUCACCAGGUCUUUGCUCGAUGGUAUAGGGCGCCUGAGCUGCUGUUUGGUGCCAAGGCUUAUGGUCCUGCUGUAGAUGUUUGGGCUGCCGCUUGUAUAUUUGCUGAACUCCUUCUACGCCGGCCUUUUCUUCAGGGUAAUAGUGACAUUGAUCAACUGGGGAAAAUAUUCGCUGCUUUUGGCACUCCAAAGCUCUCUCAGUGGCCUGAUAUGCAAUACCUACCUGACUACGUGGAAUACCAACAUGUCCCCGGACAACCUCUUCGUCAAUUAUUUCCAAUGGCUAGUGAUGAUGCUUUAGAUCUAUUGUCAAAGAUGUUCAUGUAUGACCCCAAAGCUAGAAUUUCUGCACAGCAGGCAUUAGAGCAUAGGUACUUCUCAUCUGGACCACCUCCUACAGAACCAGCUUUGCUCCCAAGACCUCCCCCAAAGAGGGAUUCCCUAAAUUCAAAGGUUUCAGAUUUCAAUCAGCGGGAGGGUCCUUUUGUAUUGUCCCCUCCAAGAAAGUCGAGAAGAGUGAUGCCACAUCGCGAGGGAAUUGAUGGACAUACAUACCAAGUUGAUAAAGUUGACGAUCAUGUAGAUGAAAUCAAACCAGCAGCCGGUGAAAGGAGUGAACAUGUACCGAUGUCACUAGAUUUUUCUGUCUUUGGAGCACGACCUCCUAGUAGGCCGACAAUUAACAGUGUUGACAGAUCACACCUAAAGAGGAAACUGGAUCUUGAGUUUCAACUUCCUGAAGAAGAAUAGUGCAAUAUACGCCUAUUCAUAGAUUUGGUUGAUCUUCAGACCGAUUAGUCAUUGCUUUAUCAGGUAUGUGAUACCUCUCUAAAUGAACAUAAUUGCAUAGUUGCUAUGAUGUCCUUUGGUAUAUUUAAUGGAGUUCUUUAUGUCUAAUCUUCUUGUUGAAGUUAUAGUGCAAAGCAAGUCCUCGUUGAGAGUAGCAAUUUGUAACCCCAUCAAAGACAGCCGCCAAAUUUUUUGUACAAGGAAGUGGAAGUGGUUCCUUUUCAGAUCAAGAGGGAAAGUGUACACUACCAAUUGAGAAGUUGCUUAUUAUUAUUUGUAAUGAAGCUGGCAAAUAUUUGAUACAAGAAUCGGGUUGAUAACGGACGGAUAUUUGAUUGUGCAUGUGAUUUGAGUUGGGACAGCGACUUGAUUGUUGAGGCAAAGUUGUUAUUCUGUCGUUCAUUAGUACUUCUGAGGCAACUUAACUGAUUAUUACGACAAUAUGCUUGGUUUCCGGUA